AUGGGAUCUCUCUGCUGGAUUGGUCCUCGUCCCGCAACCGAGUCCUUCGAAUUUGAUCCAUUAGGUGACGUCCUCCUGAAGCUUACCCGACGCUUCGAAAAGGACGAUUUCGUCGAGUCCGACUCGGAGACCUCGAGCAUCGCAGACGAAGAGGAAGAAGACCCGGACACAUUUCCCGGCAGCGAUAAUGUAUCCGCACACGACGAGGAUCCCACGAUAGAUGUCGACAGACUGACAAUCUCUGACGGAGGAGAACCUGAGAUUCUUCACUUGAAGCAACCAGUGCAUAUGCGAGUCUCUUCCCGACAUCUCAUGCUCGCUUCCCCGGUAUUCGCUGUCAUGCUAGACAGGUACAAGUUCAAGGAAGGCACAACUCUACAUGCUGAAGGCAGCGUCGACAUCGAACUCCCAGACGACGACCCCGAUGCCUGGGAGGUCCUGCUCAACGUCAUCCACGGCCGCACCAGAAAAGUUCCACGAAAAGUCGGCUUACUCCUCCUCACCCAGAUCGCGAUCCUCGUCAACAAAUACGAAAUGCUAGACGUAGUCGAGAUAUUCUCCGACACCUGGAUCCGCAGAUGCCUGAAGAAAGGCCUACCAGAACAAUACGAACGCUGCGAAGACGUCGUCAUGUCCUGGCUCUUCAUCGCCUGGGUCUUCGAGAAACCCAAGAUCUUCAAGCCUAUCACCAGAACCAUGAUCCACUGCGCCCCGAAUGUCUUCCACCACGACCUCGAUCUCGACCCUCCUAUCCCCAACACUCUUCUCGACGUCCUCCAAGAACGCCGCCUCGAAGCAAUCGACAGCCUCCUCACAAUCAUCACCACCCUAACAACAACCUACACCCUCCCCACCCCCCAAUGCAACCCCAGCGCACCCGACACUCUUUCCGACCCCGUCGAGCUCUCCUUCAGCUACGCCUGCGACUCGAUGCUGCUCGGCUCGCUAAUCAAAUCCUCCGCCAAACUCGGCAUCUUCCCGAUCCCCGACCGCCCCUUUGCCGGCAUCGCGUUCGAUCGGCUGGCGGAGGGGAUCCGGGAUAUGGAUCUGAAGAGCAAGUGUGAUGGGAACCUGAAGGGGUAUGUGGUGCGGCAUGCGUGUCACGGGGUGCGGGCGCGGAUGGUGGACGAGGUGCGGUUUCUGGAGACGGGGAUUUGUGGGUUGGAUUUGAGGGAUUUUAAGAAAUUGGGGUCUGGAUGA
This is a messenger RNA of Mollisia scopiformis, 1200 nucleotides long. RefSeq lists its product as uncharacterized. Lineage: Eukaryota; Fungi; Ascomycota; Leotiomycetes; Helotiales; Mollisiaceae. The coding region runs from base 1 to 1200 and encodes 399 amino acids. The record is from RefSeq and is a predicted model, not a curated record. The transcript has 2 exons.